AUGAGAUUCCAGGUUCUCCUCGCUGGCGCUGCCGCCGUCGCCAUCAGCGUCGCCGCCGGCCCCAACCUCAACCCCCACAAGAUCCGCCAGGACCUCACCAAGAAAGAGCAGGUCAAUCAGAUCAACCCAGAGAAUGAGGCUCCCGUCCUCAAAGCUCGCGAAUGUGACAUUGUCUGCCCCGCCAACAAGCUCUGGUGCGAGUACCGCCCUUACAAAUACCGAUGCGACCGCUCGGGCAAGCUUCGCUACGACCAGCGCAACCUUGACUGUGAGAAUGUCUCCUGGGGCUGCACUUGCGCCUGCGACUGGCGCGUGCCCGGCACCGAGUCUGUUGAUGAUGAUAACGUGGAGGAGGCUUAA
Messenger RNA from Colletotrichum orchidophilum, 360 nucleotides. RefSeq lists its product as uncharacterized. Lineage: Eukaryota; Fungi; Ascomycota; Sordariomycetes; Glomerellales; Glomerellaceae. The transcript has 2 exons. The record is from RefSeq and is a predicted model, not a curated record. Bases 1 to 360 code for a protein of 119 amino acids.